Messenger RNA from Trematomus bernacchii (emerald rockcod), 8239 nucleotides. RefSeq names its product discs, large (Drosophila) homolog-associated protein 4b (gene dlgap4b). Gene Ontology annotation, cellular component: postsynaptic specialization; glutamatergic synapse. The coding region runs from base 564 to 3899 and encodes 1111 amino acids. Gene Ontology annotation, biological process: signaling. NCBI's taxonomy places the organism in Eukaryota, Metazoa, Chordata, Actinopteri, Perciformes, Nototheniidae. The transcript is spliced from 14 exons. The record is from RefSeq and is a predicted model, not a curated record. Gene Ontology annotation, molecular function: molecular adaptor activity.
ACACGGAGGCAGUUCUCCUCUCUGUCUGUUCUGUCUUUAGUAUCUUAACGGUGAGGUGAAUGUAAAUCUCGGUAUGGAGGACCGCGGCUCUAGUUUCCCCCCCCCGUCGGAGACACACAAACUCACCGGACAAUUAAGGCGUUAAAGGGCACAUACCGGCCGGUUGUCAACGGAAAACGCCGCUGCUGUUGUUUUAUCACAGUGAGGCUCACUAAUGUUUACUUCUUCUUCUUCCUCCUCCUAUUCUUUUUAUAUCUACGCGUCUUCGAAAACAGAUGCCCUGCUCGGGAAGUUACGGACAAAACGCGGAUAGAUCCGCCAAGCCGUCUUCUCCAAUUUUCAAGAGGAGCUCUCCCCCGAAGGAUUUCUUCUUCUCUGAGCCUGCUCUUCUUUGACCACAACAAGAGACUCUCCAGCCCCUGCAUCAAGGUACAGAAAGGAAAACCUCCUCCUACUCAGAUCGGUGCUUCUGAAAAAUGAGCUGCCAAUGAAUCACCUUCAAGGUCAUCAGUCAUCUUUAGUUGGCCCGGGGGUCUUUUAGAAGGUCAGACCUCCUCGCCACUAUGAAAGGGUUGGGGACCAACCGUAACAGACACCUGUCCGAAUCCUGUGAGCCUCCCUCCGGUCAUCCAGAGGCCCUCUACUCUCACAAGACCUGCACCAUCCCACGCAGCCCUUACCUGCUGAGCCCCACAAUGGACCACUACGGCACCAUGGACCCUCACCUCUAUCCUUCAGCCAACCAAGGCUCCCUUCCACCAGAGUGCAUGCUGCCACUUAACAACCAGCUGUCCAACAGCAGCACCUUCCCCAGGAUUCACUACAACUCCUACGACCAGUCUGACUUCUCCCCACCUGGAGACAGCAUCGGGGGGAUUAGCACAGGGACCAUGGGCACCUCCAUGUCAUUGGGACCGGGUAUGGGCAUGGGCAUGGGCAUGGGCAUGGCAGGGCUCAGUGGACGAACACCUAUGAUUACGAGCGGUUCAGCAACAAUAUCACAUCACAUGACAAAGAACCAGGCACCAUCCAGUUUGAUGGAGUUUGAUAAGCAGCUACCUGGAGGUCGUGACGGGUUCAGCACAUUGCAGUUUCACAGAACGUCAGCUGUUGCUGCCACCAAGCAGCAAACAGACAGUCCUGGUCGCAUCCGCUACAUGCUGCACUCAGUGCAGAAGCUCUUUGCAAAGUCCCAGUCGCUGGAGAGCCAAAACAUGAAAGGAAAUGUCAAUGGACGCUCCACUGGCAGCGGUGGAGGCUCGUCUAGCACCGAAGACGGAGAGAAAAAGAAUCGAAGAUCUAAAAGUAAAGAUCGUGGUACAAAAUCAGAGGCCAAACGAAGACCACGCUCCAACAUGUCAGGCUAUUGGAGCUCAGAUGAUUUGGACAGCAGUGAUUUGAGCAGUUAUCAUAACACCAUGUCCAUGAUGACAAUGGGGCGUCCACCUGGACAUGACAGUCAUGCGGGCCAGUCCAGAUACAUCCAAAGUGGAUACAACACUAUCAGCUCCUCUAAAAGCAGCAAUAACAUGAAGUAUCAGGCACACACUGGGCCUGGGGGCGGAGGAGGUGGUGGACUAGGUGGAGCAGGAAGAAUGGCAAUAAAUGAUAAUGACUACAUGAAAGGAGGGUCCUGGUCCACACUGACCAUGGGCCAGCCGAGACCGGUGAUCCAGAAAGGCUCUGCUACUCUGGACAGAUCCAUGCUCAAGUCCAGAUCCUGCCAACCUGAAAUGAACUGCAACUACCUGCAGGUUGGACGAAGGGGUGAUUGUAGUAGCACUUUAGGUCGCCCUGGGGGUGCCAAUGAAAUACCGUGUCGGCGGAUGCGCAGUGGUAGCUAUGUGAAGGCCAUGGGAGACCUGGAAGACAGUGACGACUCCGAGGGAAGUCCCAAACCUUCGCCAAAAUCCGCCGCUCGUCGCCAGAGCUACCUAAGGGCAACGCAGCAGUCUCUGAGCGACCAGCUUCCCCAACGCAACUGUCUUCCAUCUCUCAGAGAGAUCUCCAAUAAUCGCAGCCUGGACAACCUAGACUGCAUUGGGGGUACAGUCUCCUCUUUGCCCCCCUGGGAUGAUGAUGACUUCAGCCAGGCCUGCAGCACCUUGGGCAGACGUAGCUGCUUGGGACAGCUACGGGACCUGGAAAUUAGUCAACAUUACGAGGACCGCAGCUCCGAGUCCACAUUCAGAGAUUCCCGUUCCCAAUCUCAGGACAACCCAGAGCCUCUAGACUUGCCCAUGCCAACAUGCUUCCGAUCCCGCAGCCACAGCUACCUGAGAGCCAUCCAGGCUGGCUGUUCACAAGAUGACGACACAGCAUCCAUGGACUCAGGCUGCUCUCCGCCCCCGAUUGACACUACUGUACGCACCUACAGCAGCAGCACUGACGACCUUUCUGCACAGUGGAAGACAUGGAAAGAACAGUUUGGCUCUUACCUGAUAGCCACUGGCUUGGACAAAGCCCCAAAGGAGAAACAGCUUGCAAUUUUUCUUCAGCGUUUGGGGACAGACAGACAACGCAUCCUACCACACAAAGUUUCCACAUGCAUCACCACCUGUAAGAAGGUCGCCCCUCCACCAGUGCCCCCCCGUACAACCUCCAAGCCCUACAUCUCUGUGACGGUGCAGAGCAGCACAGAGUCGGCCCAGGACAACUACCUGGACCAGCAGGACCGGAGGUCGGAGGUCACCAGCCAGUCGAGCCACGCUCACAGCAACUCCUCUGACAGCCUCGACAGCACCCGCGCCAACAGCCUGGCCCGGGGUAUUCCCCGCCCUCCACACAUCUUCCACACUCCCAUCGCCAUCCCCAGAGACCCAAUCGCCCCCUCCAGAAGUAACGCUUCCACUGAGACGUGUGACGCAGUCGUCCAGCAUGAAUCAUUGAGAUCAGGAUUUAACAGAGGGAAUCUAGGGGCAGAGGAGCCCCUGGUGGCACCAGUACCCAGGCGGAAACUGUCCUCCAUUGGUAUACAGGUUGACUGUAUCCAGGAAGUUCAACAGGAAGAGACCCCGCCAUUGGCCAAAUUUCAGUCCAUCGGAGUACAGGUGGAGGACGGGUGGCAGCUCAGUCGCUCCAGUAGCAUGGCCUCAAAACAAGAAACUGACUCAGACACACAGGACAUCCCUGUCAUCUCCCAAAUCAAUAAGGCCAAACAUUUUGAAAAGAAAGUCAUGGUCAACAGUGCCAGCCAAUCCAUGAGCUCCCCUCCAGGACAGGACCAUUUAGACAACGGAGACACUACCGGGGACAUCUCUUCACCUCCACCGCCAAGGCAGAUCCUCAAGCGCUCCACCACACGAAGUAGCUCUUCCUCCUUCUCAGAAAGUCUGGACCCAGCGCUGGACCCCUCAUCUCUCCCACCUCCGGACCCCUGGCUGGAGAGUGGGAAUGGGAGUAGCAGCAGCGUUCCCCAGAGCGGAGGAGCGGGGACGCUGUGUCGGAGAGACGGCCACUGGUUCCUGAAGCUGCUGCAGGCCGAGACGGGACGCAUGGAAGGCUGGUGCCAUCAGAUGGAGCAGGAGACCAACGACAACCAGCUCUCAGAGGAGGUGCUGGGGAAGGUUCGCAGUGCAGUAGGAUGUGCCCAGCUCCUCAUCUCCCAGAAGUUCCAGCAGUUCCGGGGACUGUGCGAACAAAACUUGAAUGUGAAUGCCAACCCGCGGGCCACCGCCCAGGACCUGGCAGGGUUCUGGGACCUGCUGCAGCUCUCCAUCGAGGACAUCAGCCUCAAGUUUGACGAGCUCUACCAUCUCAAGUCCAAUGACUGGCAGUCCGUGCCGUCUGCGGCCGCCCAGUCGCCCCCUGAGCGGAAGGUACUUCCCACCCCUGCUGCCCAGUGCGCUGGCUGGGGACGAGGAGAAGGAAACCGCUCCGGUGUCAAAGAAACCCGGUAAGGGGCGACCAUCGCUGGGCCGUGAGAAGAGCGCAGACUCUGCAUCCACCUCUUCUUCGGCUUCAGCAGAGAAGCAGAGACACGAGGCUCGCAAGCGUCUACUGGCUGCGAAAAAGGCUGCCUCGUUUCGCCAGAACUCCGCAACAGAGAGCGCGGACAGCAUCGAAAUCUAUGUCCCUGAGGCCCAGACUCGCCUCUGAAAGAGACUGAGAUAGGAAAGCCAUUAUGGUCGGAUCAAAGGACAGAUAAGUCGCUGAAAAACCUGGAAAACUGAGAGGAAAACUUUUGCAGUGCAACUGAGCUACUCUGAGUAAAUAUGGAUGGAGGUGUGGGGAGGAGAGAUGAAAUUCCCAGAGAUUGGGGGGGGGGGGGGUUGGAUUUGGGCAUUUUUGACACACACUUAUACAGUUAUAGGCUGUUCCUGGUGGCUCCAAAUGCUUAUAACAAAAAGAAAAUGAAAAUGACUGGACUCGACAGACUUUGAAGCGGGUGACUCCUCGUUUGAGGCUGCCAUUGAAAACCUCAGCUGAUUUUGUCAUUUCUUGUUCCUACUCUUGAUAUCAUAAAAUUGUUAAUGAAAGUAUUGUUAUAAUGACAAUUAUAUCCUAAAGAAUAUAUAUGAAGACUGUUUUAAACAUUCCUCUAACUUGGCUAUAAGAUCUAUUAAGUGGACAGAAGGCAAACAUUAAUGCUCUUCUGUCUUUCAUCGUCCUCCCCUCUUCCCAGAUCAUUGGCCAUCUUGUAGCUUUGCACAACACCGCCCUGUGGCCAUCACACACACACACACACACACACACACACACUGCGCACAUGUCUACUGCAUCGACACACACUACAAACUCUCGCCUAUGUAUGUCUUCCUUGUAUUUAUUUGUUUAAUUUACUCAUCCUUUUGUUUUGAAUAGAAAUCCACUUUAGAUCUGGUAAUUAUGAAUAUCUUUGGUAUGAUGAAGUUGACUUUCAGAUUUGAAGGGGUAUUUAUAUAUUUCCUAAUAAUUAGCACUUGUGUGUGUCCUCCAAAAUGUUAUUGUGUCAAAGAUUUAAACAAAUCUAUAAAGUUUAAAGAAUGACUUUAAAUGAAAGCACAUCACAAAUGUAAUGAUGACUUAUCAUGAGGAUCUCUUUUUCAAUCAGAAUGUCAGCACCCACAAUAAUGCUGAUUAUUAUUAUUUGUUCAACACUUUUUAAAAAUCUCUUUUUUUAAUCUCUGUCCCAUUAAUUUUUGUUUUCAAUGUGCUGUAACUUCAGAUUCGUAAAUAUUUUGGUCAGGACUUGUUCCAUCUGGUUGUUUAAUAGCUUCUUUAAGUGCUUUUAUUAACCUCACUUAGCAUUCAACUCGUAGAUCUUAAAUUAAUGUAGGGCUUUUAUUGAAGUAAUGCAGCAGGCUGAGCAUGCAGGAUAACAUUAUGGAAUUUCUCAUAAGGGUCUCGCUGUUAUUUUUAUACAAUGUUUCUAUAAGUCUUUUGAUUUAUUUUGCCUCGAAUCACUCUGCGAAAUGAAUCUACGUUCCAUUAUUUUUUCCCCUUAUUGAACGUCAUUCAAAGUACCUGCACUUUUUUUAUUCCAAGAAAAGAUAUUUAAUUAAAGCAUUAAAUACAUUAGUCUUUGUGUUUUCAUCAUUUAUUAAAUGCUGCUUGUUUUUUAUGUUUUAUUUUGUAUGGAAGACGGCAAAGCCAAAGAUGAAUACACUGUUUUACAUUCAUCUGACAUACUGUAUUUAAAUGUAGUCAUCAGAGAGCUAAAUGAGGAAAAUAGAGAGGAGCGUAGCCACAGCACCACAUGUAAUACAGGUUUAACAUUUUGAUGCACAUGCCAGGAAACAACAGCCCAGCACUACAACAAUACUGACGAACUGCUUAGGAGUGACCCCUCCCCUUCUCAGCCUGGAAACUCACAUCUUCGAGUAUUUAACUUCUGACCUCUAGGGGGCAACAGUGGUUACAUUUCAAUCCAAAAUACAAUACAUUGGAGUACACUGUAUGCAUACAAUGAAAAUACAUACUCAUUAUAAGCCAACCGUCAGCCCUGCCCUAUUUUGCAUUAAGAGGACACAUUGUGUGGAUUACAUAUAUAUAUACAGACUCCUCUGUCUUAUUUGACACCAGUUCUCAAAUCAAAGAGGCCUCUUGGUUCACGACUCAUUCCAAGACACUCUUUAGGAUCUCACAGUAGAAGUACACAUCCAACCAAAAAGUCAAUCCUGACUUGCCUUGCAUAUCCUUCAGUGGUCCACCUGUCUUCCACUCAAAUUUGAUAACAUCCAAUUGCUAAGCAAACCUAACUUCCCUUACCUAAUUAGUUAUGUUAAACUAUUGCAGUUGCAUAGCUUUGGCUGCUGCAAUCAUCACCCACUGUGACCCAGAAAUGCAGCCUGGGGCUUUGAAUUGAAAAAGCCUGAUGACCACUAUUCUCUCUCUAUCUUGGCAAGAGCUUUCUCUUGAUGGCGGGCCUUUUGUGUGUUGUGUUUGCCAGCUGGGGAUGACUCUCAGCAAGGAAAAUGGCUCAGGGGUGUCAAUAGUCUGUUCCCUGGUUGCUGUCAAUGCCCCCCACCCCCAUCUCUAUUUUAGUAGGGUGGAUUGCAUCGUUAGCACCUGAAGGCCUUUUGUGUGACUUGAACUCAGACGUUUACGUGAUUUAAUUUGACUGCUAGGAAAAAGUUGUGUCUGACAAGUUGUGUUUAUCCAAAAGAAGAUGUGUGUUGUCAAAUUAGGUUCCUUCCAGUUUCACCAAUUUGAGAAAAUGUUAUAUAGAAAAAAUGUAUUGAUCUAUAUGUCACAGAUAUCAAAUAGUCAGUUGUAAAAAUUACUGCGUCUUGUGUGUGCAAGCAAGCUAGCUUAAAAUAUAUUGAAAGAACUAGAUUUGAAUCUCUAAUGCCAGAAUAUGUUUAACAUUUGAACAUUGUUUCCCCACUUGACACAUUGUCAGGUCAAAACUAUGCUGUCUGUCACCCUUCCUCACACAAAACCUAGGUCUCCCCAACUUGAACGCAGAUCAAACACAAUGUGCCAUAACCUAGUAAGUAAAGGAGGCCAGAGAAAGUUUUCCUACAAUCUAACCAUCAAAAACUGAAAGACAAUGCUUUUGCUAGACUGCAAAAACUUGGAUGUGUAAAAUGUCAGUCCUGUCAGUGACAUAUUUACUAAGAGAGAAGAGAGCUGAUCUCAUACAUUCAAACAAGGCUUCCCUUCAAUACACACAGAUAUCACUGGGACACACCAGGUCUAUGUUCUAGGAAAGGUUAUCCAUGAUCCAAAUGGCUACACUGUGGGGGGAAGGGGGUGGGUUGAUGUUGGUGUAAAGCCAUUGAUUUGAGGGCGAUAAAGGUUCCUUAUAUAGGUUUGAUGCAUUUGGCCUUUGAAAGUCAAAACUGUCAUUUCAUCAUUUGCUUAAACUGCAGUCUGUUUUGGUAAAGCUUCAUUUUCAAAAGUCAAAAGGGUAUUCAACACUUGUUUUCAGCUGCACUCCAUAAUGUCUCUCCUUCAACCACAAAUAGUGAAGUUGGUCAAAUGUAUUAUCAUCCAUAAAUGCAAGAGAAAACAAGUUUAAAUGUCAAGCAAGAACUAAUCAAAUCAUUUAUAAUGUUGCUAUGGUCCAAUUUGUAACAUAUAUUCCAUGAUACAAAUGUACCUUUUAAUGUGUUGCUUUUGUUCCUUCUCACAUCACACAUAAGAAGUAAAUUCUACUGUUUAAGAUGUAUUUUUCUGCAUUCCAGGGCUGAAACAAGUUUGAUCUGUAGAGGCUACAAGAAAAGAGAGACAGUUUAAUCCCUGGAAGAGAGCAUACCUCAGUGAAUCCACUCCCAUACAGUACUCCAAAGGCCUGAUAGCAAAAAAAGGCCCAGCUCAUUAGCAUCUGUGCUUUGUUCAAUUUAGGGCAUAAAACUCGGAAAGGGGUGAGGGGCAUAGCUCGUACUACGAGAGAUGUGUUAAAGCAAAAGGUGUAUGUAGAAAUACUAGAACAAAUAUUUUAGGAAGCAAGCACAUAUUUUAAAGACUAUGAUGUGUUCAGUAUAAUACUCUAGGCUGUGUGUAUGUCAGAGUUGUGGGGGUUUAGUAUAAAAGAGUUGUAAUGUUUGAGAAGAAGUUGUGAGUGAGAAGGUUUGUAGUUCAUGGAAUAACAUUUAAAGUAUAUGUGCAAUACUGAGUAAAGGGGUUAAUUGAUAUUGAACACUUAUAGCAUUGCAUUUCUCGCCCCUGUGCUUCUUAAAGUUGUCUUCUGUAAAUACACCAGACUGAAAAUCUUCAUAUUUUACAAUGCUGUAGAUCUAUUUAUACAAUUUCAAGGUUGUUAAAAUGUAUAAUGGAGAGACGUAACAUAUAAUAAAAUGCACACGAUACUUUC